Molecule: messenger RNA, 2715 nt
Organism: Klebsormidium nitens
Lineage: Eukaryota; Viridiplantae; Streptophyta; Klebsormidiophyceae; Klebsormidiales; Klebsormidiaceae
Source: the annotation of a GenBank genome assembly
CAGGCAGCCUAGAGAAUUUGGAGAUCGUGACUCAACCUCGUCGUCAGUCUUCAGAAUUAUAUCUAGAGCAUUGCAGAGGCCCAAUCCGGCUUUGAUGGAGGACGUCGUGGUGGUUACACACGACAAUGCAGGCAUUGAAAUGCAGGAUAACUGCAAGUCCUUGUAGGAGAAGCAGUUUUUAGAAGGAAUAAGCUGAAUCAAGCACACCUAUAGACGCUCAUGCUUAAGCUUGAUCUGCAAAUCUUGAGCUCCCUUGGUCAGCAAACAUGUCGACGUGGUUGCGCUCUGCCUUCAACAGGGCAGCGGAAGUGAGCACCAAGACGGGGCUGGGGAGGAAUCUCCAGAACCUUCAGAAGGUGGCGGGAAUUGCGAUGGAUAGAGGGGCCCGGUUCAUGCAGAACAAUCUGAGUGGGAAACCCUACAGCAACUUCAAGUCCGCUGUAAGGCGGCUGGAGGACGUUGCACUCCACGCUAGAGGCGAGGAGCGCCUACAGGCAGUAACAAGGUGGCUAGGGGCAUUGCGCGACCUUCAGAAAGUUGCAGAGACUGGAGGAGGUCUCAGAGAUCUGCACAGAGAGCCAGCGGGAGGGGAGGCCCCGGACUCCCCAAAAACCCCCAAGAGCGAAACAGAAGAGGGUGUCCAUCGCUCCAACUUGGUACUCUUUUUCGAUGCGGAUAUCAGUGAUGCCCCUAUGACCUUCAGAGACGUGUUCUUGAGGAGCCUGGCAUUGGAGAAUCUCGUGACAUCCUUUAUUGAAGAGGCCCCCCAGGAUGAAGAGGUGCAGGCGGUUUUGGAAAUAUUCAGCCUUUGUCUUGCUGGCGGACCAGAAUUACACAAUGCUAUCAUGAGCGGCAUCCAGGACCUUUCCAAGGCCGCAGCGUCAUACACUGAGGAGGUCCUCGUCACCCGCUCUGACCUUCUGAAGAUGGCUCGCGAGUGUGUGUCAGGCCUCAAGUUGAGUGCCGAGGCGGAAAAGUUGGAUGCCGAGGUCGCCAAACUGCGAACCAGAAUCCAGUCGUUGGAUGGGAGUGGCGGAGCCACUGGCUCUGACGAUCCGCAAGGAAGCCUUCAAGAGUUUAAUAAGGCGCACUCGAAGUCAAGCGAGCUUUAUCGUUUGACGGCCAAGCUGCAGGACUGCCUGGAGAGAAAGGCGACACUCGAUGCAGCCGGGCCUGUCAGCGAGCUGCACGAUAAGAAAGUCGAGGAGAUGCGCAGCCGUACGAUGGCCCUCCAGUCCGCCAUUGCGGCCAUGAAGAAGAAGAUUGAGGAGAACAAGCAGCAGAAGACAGAGGCCGUGACGUACCGGGGCACCAAAGCCAAGGAGGUUGCGGAGGCGGAGAAAGUGCUGAGCCAGGAGGUGAUGGGCCUGGAGCAGCGGCGUGAGAAGCUGGAGGCAGAGCUGGCGGAGGUCAAGUCCGCGCUGGCGGUGGCCACGAACCGGCACAUCAACAUGCAAGAGGAGAAAGAGCAGUUUGACGAGGCCAGCAGUCAUCUGGUCGCUCAGCUCGCCCUGGCAGAACAAGAGCUUAGCCGUUCCGUCGAGGUGCACAAGACGGAGGCCGGGGUGGUCGCCACGUGGCAGUCGUUCCUGGAGGACACGUGGGUGCUGCAGACGGGCUGCCACGAGAAGCGGGAGAAGGAGGUGGUCCAAGAGUUGAAGGAGGCCCGGGCGCAGCACCUGACGGCCGCAGCGAGCUUCCUGAAGGAAAAGGAAGAAGAGUUGGGCGCUCUCUUGAAGAAGCUGGAGAGCUGCGCAGCUGAGCUGGAGGCAAGCGAUGAGAAGAAGAAGCAGAUGGCGAGCCGGGGAAUGGAGGGCAUCUCGGCGGACAUCGAGAGCGGCAGGAGGAAAUUGGAGGACAAGUAUCUGGACACUGAGGCUCGCGUAAAGAAGCUGUUGGCGGGCCUGGAGAAGGUGAAGGACAAUGUGGGAGCCCAGGUCAAAAUGGCAGAAGAAGCGAAGCAGCAGCAGGACGUUCUCAAGAGCGUUGCUGCAUCGUUCGCUUCCGUCGCCUCACUUCGGGAGCAGUUUCAGGGCCUCAAGCGGCCCCACAUCGACCUCUCGCUCCGGCAGCCGGCGCCUGUGACUGGGGCCGGAAAGCCGGUUUCGGCCAAGACGAAAAGCGGCGAACUUGGCGCUUCUCCAGCGGAACCGGAAGGGACGAGGCCAAAGGCCGGGUCAGCGGUACAAGCGAAGGCUGAGAGCGUAAAGGCUGCGGGCGAGGUAGGAGCGGAAGCUGGCGACUCUAACACGGUCCCAUCGAAAGUGGUGACUCCGAAGGCUGAAGCCGGGGAGACAGCUGCACCUUCAACGUCUAAGAAUGUAGAUAAGAAAGACGCAGAAGAGGGUAAGAUGGACGCGCAGAAAGGUUUGAAGCAGACUGAGGCGGACGAAGUGGACGACCUUUUUGGCGACCUUGACACGACCACAAGUGCCGAUCCAGGAGCGACGGACGAGGACAUCGAGGGCUGGGAUUUGGACGAUUAGCUAGCGAAGAGCUGUCGGUUUCUUUUAAGUGGACACUUUGUAUGUUGAAGUAGCUAGGAGCUCGAUCGCGUCUUUGCAAGUUCAAAAACUGGCUGGCUGCCUGUGUCUUGUGGCAGCUGUUGUACAUCUAUAAUUUCAAAAGAUUAACCUGAUCUCCCGUCUAGGCAUUUGAAGCAAUAAUGUCAACCAAUCAGGAGAUCCUGCCUGAAUACAUGAUCAAGUAAACCCG